AUGACACGACCAUCGACCCCUCCUAUCCUAUCUGAGCUACGAAGUGCUUCUUCCCCCGCCAGUCAAGUUGCAGCAUUACGGGCUCUCAAAAAUGAAGUCAUUGGACACGAGCAGAAGAAGGAGAUGUGGGUUGGUCUCGGGGUGCUGGCGCCUAUAGCGCGUAUCUUGAAUACGCACAAAGGAAAUGGGAAGAGAAGGCACCGAGAUGUCAACAGCAGUACCAAUCAGUCCAAGCAGAGGGGUGGCAGAAGCGACGAGGAGGAAGCUCGACUCCAAGCAAUCAUCAUUGUCGGUAGCUUGGCACAUGGCGGUCCAGGUUACGUCUCGCCUAUCUUUGCUGGACUUGUCAUAUCCCCCUUGCUCGCCCUACUCUCGCCCGCAGAGUCUUCACCUCUCCUGGUAUUAAAUGCCUUGAGAUCUCUCAAUGCUGUGGCCGAUUCGCUCUCCCUAUCCUAUUCAGAUCAUGGUACAAGUGAGGAUGGCUUGCUCAACUUACUGUAUACGGAACAGCAUCUGCCAACCAUAGCGAAUUUGUUACUACAGACGUCGCCUUCGUUAGUAGUUCAACAACAGAUUGCUCUGACAGCGGCGCUGAUAAGUAAAACAUGUCCAGACGAGCACCAUCAGGCAAUGCUGGCUCAGACCGGGGUCUUGGAAGCCCUUGCAGUCAGGCUGGCAUCCUUCGUCGUGACUACCGGAUGUUCUCUCAACACUGGUAAUGGAGGAUCCAAAUAUAUCGGCGAUAUUGCUCCCGCAACCUCAAGAUCGAGGAUAUCACCAAUAUUGCAAGCUAUUGGAGCUAUUAUUCAACACUCAAAACCCAGAGCUAUACAGUUCCUGAACGCGCCAGCCUUCGCUUCUGUAUUCCAAAAACCUGACGCGGAUGUCACUUCAUCAUUUGAAAAGAAGCCCACCGUUUGGGGUCCUAAUGCUUCCAACAUGUUCAAUGCCCGCCAGACACCUCCCAACGCCAUUGAUGUUCUGAUACCUCCCCUUCCAAGCACCCAUUUUCGGAGCUCCUUGGCGCCAAAUUCCAGCUUCCCUCCUCUUGGGGCUCUUGGGUCCUCGAGUAAGCAAACCCAGAUGUCGAGAAGUUUUAGCUCUGCUAUUGAAGUCAUUCAGAGCCAAGGACUCGAAUUCAUAGAAGAAGAGGAGAGCACUCUGAUCGGAUGGUUGCUGUAUAUUGCUAGAAUAGAGAAUGAAGUAACGGGAUUGACGGCCGCUCGGGUCCUCGCAAUCCUGUACCAGCACGGAUUGACGAAACGCGGCCGAGAGGCAGCAUUUGCGCUCCUACUUGUACCUUCGCUUGUACGCAUGCUGGACAAAGAUUCGAGGACCUCAGACGCUUCAAAUACCUACGACACCAGCCUCAUUGCUUCUCCUGACAGGCUCGUUAAGGAGCAAGCUCCUUCGGUCUUGGCUAUGCUCGCAGUGAAUAGCUUGGAGAUACAAAAGGCGGCAGCUGAUGCUGGAGCUAUUAAGAAGCUGUCUCAGCUUCUCAAGGAGUCAUACGAUGAGAUGCCAGCCAAUUCUUCAGUGGCUAUGUGGACGCCGGAGUCAUCUACUUCUAGACAUUCUGAGGGCCGAGAUGACGGCUCAAAGCUUGGUUCUGCUGGACUGUCAGCUACAGCUUAUCACGUGAUGAGGCUGAGGGAAUCGGUACUUACCGCUCUUGCUGCUAUUGCCUCGGAAAAGGACGAUUACAGGAGAUUGAUUAUAGACAAUGGAGUCGUACCCUUUGUCAUCAAGACUCUGAAACCGGAAGAGAGUGAGACUGUUGCGCAAGCCGAUGGCCAGGCCGAGGGGACUUCGCGGUAUCGAAGAGCGUUCACAGGAAACUGCAAAUAUGCUAUUUUGGCUGCUUGUGGAGCAGCCAGGGCCUUGUCAAGAUCAGUCAGUACAUUGAGGACGAGCCUCAUGGAUGCUGGUCUUCCAGCCCCUCUCUUUGUUUUGAUCAAGUGCCAAGACAUGGAGCUCCAGAUUGCAGCAACUGCCGUUGUGACUAAUCUCGUCCUCCAAUUUAGCCCCAUGCGAGAGGCUAUCAUGGAAGCUGGUGCAUUGAAGAUCUUGUGCGAGCAUGCUCAUUCGAUGGAUGCAAAACUGCGUCUAAACUCAGUAUGGGCGCUUAAGCAUGUUGUGCUUGAGGCAUCGAACGCUAUCAAGAUGAGCUGCCUAGAGGAGCUUGGACCUGGCUGGUUAAAGCAAAUAGUCAACAAUGACGUCGAGGCUUCAAAUCACGGCAUGACGUCGAGGAGUGGAGAUCGCGAGGAUGGUUCGUCGACUCCAAUUAGGAUGAGUACUCCCAACGCCGCUGGCGAGCAAGUGGACCUACUCAACGCGGUUGAAGAAGAUUCCCGAGAGUCUAGUCAAGAUGUUGAGGAGGAUGGUGAGGAAGACCUCAAGAUGGCCGACAGCAUCGGAGCUUUGAGCAGAGCAGAGCUGGAUCGAAAACUGUUUUCGCAUUCGAGCAGUGGCCGCGGCCCAAUCUCGGAGACCGCAGGUCUGACAGGUAGGCGACCCUCCUCACAGCCGGUGCUCACAGACGAGCUGGCGAUACAGCAGCAAGGUCUGGACUUCAUUCGAAACCUCAUCUGCGGAUCAGGUGCUUCCGAUAUGAUCGAGCACAUCUUCAGAGAACUUGGUCAGGAUAAAAUUUUCGAGCUACUGGCCGCGAAGCUGAGACCCAGAGUGUUCAACGCCUUCAAUCGCGAACGAAGAUCAUCUGAAAACGGAGUGCGGCAUGUCCAACCACAGACUGGCAUUGUUGUCUCUGUGUGCUACAUCAUUGUCCACAUCGCUGCAGGGAGUACACGCCAACGCCAACUGCUCAUCUCGCAGACAGAGCUCUUGAAGCUUAUUGUCCCACUCUUCAGCCACCCAAGCAAGGAAGUCCGCGCUUGCUGCUUGUGGAUUGUCAUCAACCUUACCUGGAUCGAUGACGCAUCUGACAACAUGAAUUGCAAGGCGCGGGCUCGCGAGUUGACGAAGCUUGGGGUAUCUGAGAAGCUCGAGCUUAUGGAGCAGGAUGCUGAUCUGGAUUGUCGAGAGCGUGCACGGACUGCCAAAAAUCAAAUGUCGACCCUGCUACGGCAAUAG
Messenger RNA from Letharia columbiana, 3096 nucleotides. RefSeq lists its product as uncharacterized. The transcript is spliced from 3 exons. Lineage: Eukaryota; Fungi; Ascomycota; Lecanoromycetes; Lecanorales; Parmeliaceae. Gene Ontology annotation, biological process: proteasome-mediated ubiquitin-dependent protein catabolic process. Gene Ontology annotation, molecular function: protein binding. Bases 1 to 3096 code for a protein of 1031 amino acids. The record is from RefSeq and is a predicted model, not a curated record. Gene Ontology annotation, cellular component: GID complex.